CUGCCCCACAUGCAAGCAGGCGGCCAUACACGAGGACGCAACCAACUUUCCGACUUUGAGCGAAGCAAUUUCUCCCGCCGGACAAAAAGAGGCCGCCGCCGGCUUCUAACAAACCCGCACUUUCCCUUUUUGUGUCUGGUUCCAGUCGGCCGCUCUUUGGCUCAGUCGACCGGCGAGCGAAGGCCGACGAACGGUUCGCGACGGCCGGUGCGCCGAGUCGCGAGCGCUGUGCCGCCCUGAAGCCAGCGCUUUCCACGGCGUAGACGCAAUAAUGGCGACUUCAUUAGAGACCAGGCAGCAUUCCAAGAAGCCGUCGUGGGCGCAUGGGAUAUUGUAUGGCGUCUCUUCUCUGGUUCUUGGCGUGGAGCUGAACCUGUUGGGGCCCACAGCAGCGUCUCUCGCUCGUCAAGUAACAAGCACGGAGUCGGCGUUGGGCCCUGUCGUGGGCCUUGGAGGCAUCGGCUUGCUUGUGGGUGGCAUGCCUGCGGGAUGGCUGCUUGACAAGCUGCCCGGGCACAACGUCAUAGCGACGGCUCAGGCCAUCCAGGCCGUGGCGUUCUGCUUGCUGCCGCACUGCGCCACGCUUCCGCUACUCGCCGCCAUAUACUGCUGCGCGGCCCUCACCUUCAACGCCAUCACCACGGGCUCCAAUGCGCUCAUUCUAUGGCACUACCCGUCUUCACACGGCGCCUGGCUAAAUCUGGCUUCUGCCCUCUUCGGCGUGGGCUGCUUCCUCGCCCCCGUCCUCGCGGACAUCGCUGGCCACGCCGACACCGUCGACCCCGAUUCGGGAGCCGCCGCCGGCGGCGCCAACGACGCCGGCCCGCACCUUGGGCCCUUCGCGCUGCACGGCGGCGACUCGGCCCUAGCCUACUACAUAGUGGCUGCCGGCGCGGCGGCGUGCUGCCUGUGGACGUCGCUUCUGCCGAGCCCGGAGCGGCCGCCGGUGCCCGAGCACCACCACCACCACGACCAUGAGCAAGAGCACCAGGGCGCGCACGCGGACCCGGAGCGACAGGCGCUGAAGACGCAGCGCAGCAGCAGCCGCAGGCGCCGCGGCAAGCGCGCCGCAACUGCAGGCAGUGGCAGCGCUGCCGCCGUGGCGGCCAGUAGUGCGCCGCUGCCGUGCCGCUCGACCUCUUCAUCGUCGGUCCUGGACAUGGGAGGCGUGGACGCGAGCGCCUCCGCUCGGGCCCUUGCAACCGCCGCCACAGCCAACGCCUCCGCUGGCGUCGCGGCCUCCGGCUCCACGUGGGGCAGCGGCAGCAGCGCCGCCAUCCUGUCUGACGGCCCCAACGCCGCUGACGCCUCCGGCGCACGGACCGCAACCACCACCACCAUCAUCACGGUCGCGGACCUGGCCGCCGCCGUCGGCAAGGCCGCCGCCGGAGGCGGCGGCGCAAAUGUCACGGCCGACGGCAUUAUCGGCGGCGGCGCGGUCACCCACCCGGGCGGCGCCGCGAGCGACAGUGAGGGCGAGGCGGCCGCCCGCGCCGCGGCCGCCAGCAUCGCAGCGGGCAACCGCGGCGGCUUUGGCAGCGUGCUGUCUCCCUGCUCGCCAGCCACCACAGAGGUGGGCGCCGGCGCACCUGACCAGGACUCGCGCCAGGGCAAGCAGAACCGGCAUCAGGGCGAGAGCCUGCUGCGCACGGCGGCUGCGCAGCUCGCAACCAAGAGCCAGGCCGCUGCGGACGGCAAGCUCUCGGCGCCGCACGGCAAGCUCAACCAGCACCAGCAGGGGCAGCAGGGACAGCAGCAGGUGCAGGUGCAGCAGCAGCAGCACCAGCCGCCGCGCAAGCCGGUGUCGCCCACCGCGGCGCUGUUCCGGCGGUACAUGCACGAGCUGAGCAUGGGCUGGCCGGUGCUGGGGCCGGUGAUGGUGCUGCUGUUCGCAAACAUCUCCACGCAGGCCUCCUUCGGCGCCUGGGUGACCACCUACUGUCGCCGCGCGGUGGGACUCGACGAGGCCGGCGCACAGGCUGUGACCGCCGCAUACUGGGCUGCCUUCACCGGCACGCGCAUAGCGGGCGUGGCGGUGGCUCCCUUCCUGCACGCCUCCUCCGUGCUGCUCAUCACCUCGCCCUUCGCGGUGGCGGGCGGCGCGCUCGCGGUGGCGGGCCUGCCGCAGAUUCUGUUCCCGGUCGCUGCCUCAGCCGCGCCGGCGGCCUUCGCUGCGGGCCUGCCCAUGUGGGCCCUGUACGUGGUGGUGUCGCUGGUGGGCGUGGGCUGUGCCACUGGCUUCGCCAACACCGUCAGCCUCACGAGCGACCACCUGCAGCUGGACGGCUUCACCAACGGCAUUCUCAGCUCCGUGGCCGGGCUGGCCUCCACGCUGUGCCCCGCCGCCGUGCCCUGGCUGGCCGAGCACACACGCAUGGGCUACGGGGCUCUCAUGGUGGUGGUGCUGGGCAUGUCGGUGCUGCAGCUGGUGUCGGUGUGCGGGGCGCUGCUGGGCGCGCGCUGGGUGGAUGAGUGGCUGCGCCUGGAGCGCGAGGAGGACGCGCGCGCGGAGGCGGAGGAGCGGGCCGAGGCGGAGGCGGAGGCGGCACGGCUGGCGGGUACGGGCAGCAGUGAUGUUGACGACGGUUGCGGAGGCGGAGGCGGAGAUCUGGAGGGGUCCGGGCAGAUGGUCACGGUGGUGGUUGUCACGUCGGCGCCGGGAUCGGAUCUGGAGGGUAAUGAGGCUGGCCGCGGGACGGCGGCGCCGCGGCGGCCGCGCCGGAACGUCACCGCCGCCAGCGGCUCUAACAGCGACCUAACCACACCGCUGUUGUAAAGAGGGGCGUGCUGUUGGGAAGGUUCGGGCGAAAAUGUGGGUGUUAUGGCCGUCAGCCGCAUUGCCGGCGCUCAUCGUUUGGACACGUGCGGAGAUCUCGUGCUACUACCGUACACGUGCGCGGUGAUGGAGGUGGUGUUUUGAAGAGGCGCCAGCGUUUGUUUUGGGUGCUGUGUAAGAUGUUCUCAACUGCCAAAGACUAAAUGUAGAUGCCGUAAUGGAGAUUGUCAUCCUAGUGGUUCGUGUACAUGCACAAACGCCUGUGGCGGCGAAUGUGGCGAUGCCUAUUUGCUAUGCCCUUACUUGGUGGGCGCCUUUUCAGGUGCACGAUGCGUGUUGAUCAUAUCGCCUCCUCCUUUGCACACGGAUGCGUUGCCUGGUGGUGCGCGGUCCUCUGCUGCGAACCCACGCUGGUUAUGGUGCAAGCGCCGCGAGCCGGGCCUUUUGGUUCUGUUGUUGUUCGCUGCUGCCUGCCUGCGUGCUGCAGCAGAGGCACGUGAUGUGGGAGGAUGUUAUGGGCACGUGUACCUGCCGCACACCGCGCCCUUGUUAGAGUGUGCUCGUCCAAAUGCCGUAGUACCGCAUGGAUCAUGCGAGUUGCCCGCGGAACUCGAGUUUGUCGGAUGUUUGCUACGCCGGACUUGUAGUGUUAGAAUGCAAAGGGGAUGCGACGGGUAAGUGGGGUUUGGGGACACUAUCAUGCAGACGCGCGCAGGACCCUACAAUUGCUUGAUUUCACAAAUGUGGGACAGGACAAGGCAUGCACCGUGGGGGCCAUCGCGUUUGGACUGCGUCCUUUGGAAUGGCACGUUUCACUGCUGGGCUGGCUAUGGCACGCACGUGUGGGCCCAUUGCAGUGGCCCGCGUGUGGUUGUCGUGCGUGUGGGCUGAGGGAAGGAUUAGUGAUCCUGACUUCUUGCGAUGCGAUGCGCUACAGUGUGAGUGAUCGAGUGGAGAGAAUAAAGGACGGCUUGGAGCGUCGUAAGGGACGCAGGUGGUGCGCGUCAACGGAGAAAGAGGCAGUUCGAUUCCGCGGGACACUGUUUGAGCCAGCACAUGCAUUUCUUCCGGAGGUUCUCACCAGCAUUUACGGCAUGUGUCCGUUCAUUGCAGUAAAUGAGAUGUGGCAUGCGAGGCGGGCCGGCGGCCGGGUCCGCAUGACGGUUAGUCAAAAGUGUGGGAUCGUGUGUGGUCUGCGACGUUUGGGGGUUCGACGAGUUGGGACGAGCAGUAGAGACGGUGAAGCUGCGUCGUAUUUACGCAUACACGAGCAUGUGAACGUGCGAGCAUGUUUUAACGAGCUGGAGC
Messenger RNA from Chlamydomonas reinhardtii, 4084 nucleotides. RefSeq lists its product as uncharacterized. The transcript has 10 exons. Bases 272 to 2776 code for a protein of 834 amino acids. The record is from RefSeq and is a predicted model, not a curated record. Gene Ontology annotation, biological process: transmembrane transport. NCBI's taxonomy places the organism in Eukaryota, Viridiplantae, Chlorophyta, Chlorophyceae, Chlamydomonadales, Chlamydomonadaceae.